AUGGCCGCCCGGGUGCCAAGCAGCAGCAGCAGCAGCGGUAGGCGGGAGCCGCAGGGCUCUGAGCCUGUCCCGGUGCAGCUGACCAGUUUAGUGCCCGUGCGGGUUGUCAGUGUGCACGGCGACUUUUUCGACACGGAGCUGCACCAGGAUGCCCCCCUGCGGAUCCUGCAGAGUGCGGUGGAAGACUGCUUCAAGGUGCGCCCAGAGCUGCAGCUGCUCACGCACAAUCGACAGCCGAUCAACCCGAGCGUCUCGCUGAAGCGGAAUGGGUGCUUGUUGUUGAAAGGCGACCCGUACGUGAAGAUUGUCCUUGAUAUUAAGAAGGGCACAAAGCUUAAUCUUGUCUGCCAGAUGCCGCACUACGAGCCUAUCCCUCUCGCUUGUGAGGGGGCUGACACGGUGUGGGAGGUGAAGAAGAAAUUCUGCGCCACCAUCGCCAAGCCUGAGCUGACGCCGCAGCGUAUUCGCCUGCUUUGGAGGUAUUGGGAGCUCAACGACAAGGCGACGCUCGACUACUACCACCUCCACACUAACGCAAAACUCUCAGUCAUGAAGAAGCGCGGUUUCACAGCAAGGCCGCAACAACAGCAAGCACAGCAGCCGACGUGUUCACCUGCGGGCGUUUCAGGCGGUGGUGUAUCUGGUGCUACCUCGAACGAGCCACCGCACCGCCCCAAUGCCAUUACUCCCGCUGCUGCUGUGAAGAAUAAGCCUGCCGCUACAGGCCCUGUAACGUGUGGUUCUACGAUGUGGCCAUCGUCGUCGAAGCAGCUUGGACACGCUGUGAUUCCAAUCGACCCUGGGACGGACCGAAGCGCCAUGAGGCCUAUUACUGCGGACAGCCGCGGCCAACCGCAGAGUUUCUCAGUGCAAGAUGCAGAGCUGGCAAAAAUUUCACAGGCAGCGGGUUUGGAGGAGCUCAAUCGCCUGAAGCAAGACGUCGCUUCACUUGAGCGUCGUAUCGGGGCAUGCAGCACCGAUCGCGUCGGCUGUGAGCUUCUUGAAGAGUCAUACCGCGCGACCUUAAGGCGGGUUGAGGAAUUAGAGGCAACUGUCGGUCGGUUUCAGCACCUGCUGAAGCGGGCGCUGACGCUUAUGUGA
Molecule: messenger RNA, 1101 nt
Organism: Trypanosoma grayi
Lineage: Eukaryota; Euglenozoa; Kinetoplastea; Trypanosomatida; Trypanosomatidae
Exons: 1
Coding region: 1-1101 (366 amino acids)
Source: RefSeq, a predicted model, not a curated record